Molecule: messenger RNA, 884 nt
Organism: Gongylonema pulchrum
Lineage: Eukaryota; Metazoa; Nematoda; Chromadorea; Rhabditida; Gongylonematidae
Source: the annotation of a GenBank genome assembly
AUGCCGUUAUCCGGGAAUCAUUCGGAAGUGCUUAUAGCAGCAAUUGAGAUGAUUGGCCUCGAGCCCGCACCUUUGCUUGCAACUGUAUUUGGCAUUGUAGCCCUGCUGGCACUUCUAGCCAAUUCUGCUCUGCUUAUUUAUAUCAUUUACAAUCGACUCUAUCGCAAUUUCAUUUCAUCCCAUUUCAUUGCGCAUUUAUGCAUAACAAAUGCUGUUGCGCUGUGCCUCCUGUUGCCAAUGUUCAUUUACAAUGCUCUGCUGACCUGUGCCGUCUGGACAGUGAUACAUUUCAUGGCGCUUUGUAUUGCUGGCGUACAUUUGCUUACUUUUGCACGAAUACACUAUGAGCAAUUGUUUGGCUUGCCGCCCAAUAUGCUUUGUGCGCUUUCUUGGCUACUAGCCUUUGGCCUGGCACUACCAACAAUUACCAAUGGACAUAUCAUCAUCUAUGAUCCCUCAUUUAGGCAUUGUGUCUGGGGCGAUAGUGACAGUGGCCUUAAAUUUUUAACAUAUCUGCUAAUCCUGGGAGUAUUUAUACCGGCAUCAUUAUCUUCCUAUGCCUAUAUUCGUGUUCUUGGCAUUCUCUAUCACAGCCCAAUCGUUUUUCAAAGUAUUGGUCUAUAUAAAAGUCGUUUCCUCGUUUAUGCGUUUCUUUUGAGCCCGUUCUAUCAGCUACCAUUCUAUGCAAUCACGAUUGUAAAGGACUGGAGGAGGACGGAAACAAUGGUGCCCGUGAUAAUGCUAUUUUUGGCAUUCAUGCAAUGCUUUAUUUCGCCUGCUCUCUACGGUGCAUCGCUUUUCAUGAUGAAAGAAGAGGAUAUGGCACUCACAGCUCGCGCACAUAAAGCACCAAACGCUCAUUCACUCACUCAACAUUUGUAAUU